Messenger RNA from Anopheles nili, 1356 nucleotides. RefSeq lists its product as uncharacterized. The record is from RefSeq and is a predicted model, not a curated record. The transcript has a single exon. Lineage: Eukaryota; Metazoa; Arthropoda; Insecta; Diptera; Culicidae. Gene Ontology annotation, molecular function: sodium channel regulator activity. Gene Ontology annotation, biological process: regulation of sodium ion transport. The coding region runs from base 1 to 1356 and encodes 451 amino acids.
AUGGGCAAGAAAAAGCCAACCCCGGAGGAGGAUCUCAUCAUUCCGCCACAGGACAACCGAAUCUGUGGUGUCAUCUGCGUCUGUCAGCUCACGUUCGUGCUGAGCACGGUCGCGAUCGUCUAUCUGACCGUCGCCAUCUACAUGCCGUCAUCCCGCGCAUUCAAGAGCGGAAUCGAUGAGACUCCGGUCAUGUGCACGACAACUCGAACCCUUAAUCAAGAAGCCUGUGAGUGGGGUUCCUGUGGCGAAUGGUGCCUCAGUAAAACGUCGGGUGCGUGCAUCCAAAUCUACGUGCAUCUGCGCACGAAUGGCAGCAGUCUACUCUUUACGAAUUGUACCAACUCCGCUAACAAAACAUGUUAUGGGAUCGAUCAGGAGAAUGCGAAAAAGUCUCGCUGCAUCGCGGACGAGUGCAAGAAUUUGACCGGCACGUUCAACUGCAGCCUUGGUAUGUGCAUCAACAUUACCGACGCGUUCGAGUGCGUGUUCAAAAACACGGACCCUCCGCUCAAAUGUUCUGGACGCAGGGGCAAGAUCACUUGCAUCGACAUAACGGGGCUAUUCUCGUGCAACCGGGGAACAUGCCGAAAGAUAAGAACUCCAUAUAAUUGCGAUCGUCGUUGUGUCGACAUACCGACCAGAAACAAGAACAUGAUCUUAUUAAGUGGAGAUAAAGUUUAUCUUUCGCAAUGUUCAAGCGCGAUAGACAUGGAAACGAAGCAGGAGGUGUGGAACGAAGCGGAGGACAAGGUGAUCAUGUCGUCGUGCUACAACAUACAGAAUACCUCGCUCGGUAUUGAGGCGAUCGAUUGUGUCAACGGCUCGGUGCUGGAGAAGACCGAACUGACCGACUUGACCAACUUUACCUAUCUAAGCUAUCUGCACUACGCUGUCUCCAAGCCGAUCAAAGUGAUCGCCCCGCUGGAGCAGGACCUGACGCUCUCGAACGAAAGCCGGCUCAUGAUCAACCUCGAGGGUUGCGUCAACACGUUACAGGACGAGUGCAAAGAAUUUCUGAAGGAGUUUGGCAAGGACGGCACGGAUCAUAACGCGCGGGCUCGCUUCCCGUGCUUCUACUCCAAGAGCAAGAUGCAGCAGGUCGUCGCGCGGUUCAACUUGGAAACGACCUAUCGUCAGUUUAUCUUCGGAUUUUUCGUGCCCACGAUACUGUUUGCGGUCUCCUGCCUGACGCUUAUCUUCUGCCAGCGGACGAUCCACGUUGGGGAUGACGCGAAAAUGCGCUUCGUCGGUUGUGCUAAUAAAAACCCCGUAGUGGCCAACGGGGGUGCUAAGAACCAAGACAAGGCUAACUCCGGUGACGGCGGUGGAGGUGGAGACUCCGUUAUGGCUCUCUGA